AUGUCGUCGAGUAAAUCCUGGUUCGCCAGCGUCUCCUCCAGCAAAGGCCGACUGCUUUCCAAUUCCAGCCAUGAACUCCCUCGCUGGCGGACUCCCUCUCCCAUGGCAGCGUCGAUGAUCCCACCACCUAUCGUCCAAAGCAUGCACCAAUCGACUGCAAACCCUGCGACCGAAUCAGUCAUUAUCGAGAAACUUUCACCGUUCGAAGAUCGACAGCAUGAGUUGGAGGCCGACCUACAAUUCCUUCUCGAUGCGCAAGUCGAAGGACUGACUCGCGGGUUGGAUGGUGGAUCUUUGGACGAUCGCAGCUCUACGGGCAGUACAACACCGACUGUGCAGAGUAUGAGAAGCGAGUCGGCGAGGCGACAGCGUAAGCCGAUACGAAGACAGCCGGGACUGAGAAGCGCGCGAAAGGGCAUAUACAAUAGCAUUAUCGCAUUGUCGGCGCUCAAAGAUGACGAGCUACGAGAUAUUGAUGAUCAGAUUGAAGAGCACGAAGGCACUUUGGAGCAGAUCGAGUCUUGGGAGCAGAAACGUAAUGGGUUGAAAGAAGCUUCGGCGAAAGUCGAUUCGAGUGAGCAGACCGUUCGCAUACAGCGACUGAGGCAGGAGGCGGAUGGCUUGCAGGCCGAUAUCAACCAGGUGGAGCUGCAACUCAUGGAGAUGAAGUCACGGCAUCGCAAGAUAUUGGGACAAGCUGCAGAUGCGGAGAAUUCAAUCCAAGCCAAGUUGGCUUCCUACACCAACAGCCUCCGACUGCUGGAAGAAGACGUACAGAAGUUCCUGAGCGUAAAGCCAACCGGGACUGAUGCUCGUCCAUCUUCACAAGACGGAAAGCAGUCCAUGUGGGAGCUUCCAAGCAAACGAAGGAAUCUAGACAUGGCCAAGGAGUACUGGAACCAGCAGCGAGAGAUGAGCGCCAAUGAGCGACAGCAACACGAGCAGGAGAAAAUGGCUUACGUCGAAGGUGCCGCUAUGUGGAAGGAAGCAGUCACAGAGGUCAAUGGCUUUGAGAGACAGCUUCGCACGGAAAUGGCGGCUCUACGACCUUCGUCUCCGAACUCGCAAUCGGCAUGGGAGGAUCAGGCGGAUCCUGAGGAAGGCUCAUCAGAUGGGUUGAAAGGCUUACUGAACCAGAUUGAUGUGGUGAUCGGUUCACUGGAGAAGAAGCACGAGACUGCCGAAGAGCGUGGUUGGAAGCUGUUGAUAGCAGCAAUUGGAGCUGAGCUGGAUGCCUUGAAGAGGGGAAAACAGAUCUUGUCGAAUGUCUUGGGAGUCACUGCUGAGGCUGACCAGGCUGAGACAAAUGGCCAAGACUUGACUGCUCGACCUAUUGGUUCAGCUCCAUCUGUUCAAGAGGACGAGCAUGAUGGACCGGAUGAAGAUUUGCUGUUCUCAAAGCACACCGAUACAGACACUGAUUAG
This is a messenger RNA of Zasmidium cellare ATCC 36951, 1425 nucleotides long. RefSeq lists its product as uncharacterized. Bases 1 to 1425 code for a protein of 474 amino acids. The record is from RefSeq and is a predicted model, not a curated record. The transcript has 2 exons. NCBI's taxonomy places the organism in Eukaryota, Fungi, Ascomycota, Dothideomycetes, Mycosphaerellales, Mycosphaerellaceae.